GGUCUUUAAUCAGUGAAGAGAAAACACAAAUGACUCGACUUUCAAACUGCACAAGGAGCUGCAGGCUGGGUUGAGUCUCCACGGUUCUCAUGGUGUGUUUAAGUGCAGUCCGCAGUUUGAGCUCUUCAUCAUUCUCACAACUCUCUAGUCCUCGACAACACGAACGCACAACAACGGGACAAAAUGGCAGAAGUAGCUCCAGCUCCAGCCGCCGCCGCGCCCAAAGCAGCCAAGAAGAAGGCGUCCAAGCCGAAGAAGGUCGGUCCCAGCGUCUCUGACCUCAUCGUGAAAACUGUGGCCGCUUCCAAGGAGCGGAGCGGCGUGUCUACUGCAGCCGUCAAGAAGGCUCUGACCGCCGGGGGAUACGAUGUGGACAAGAACAAUGCCCGCGUCAAGACCGCCAUCAAGAGCCUGGUGGCCAAGGGGACUCUGGUCCAGAUCAAGGGGAUCGGGGCCUCUGGCUCCUUCAAGAUGAGCAAGACGACCGCCGACAAACCGGCAAAGAAAGCCGCUCCGAAAGCCAAGAAGCCCGCAGCGAAGAAACCCGCAGCGGCCAAAAAGCCCAAAGCAGCGGCAGUGAAGAAGGUUGUAGCCGCUAAGAAGUCACCGACGAAGGCCACAAAACCCGCAGCGGCAAAGAAGGUAGCCAAGAGCCCCAAGAAGGUAACCAAGAGCCCCAAGAAGGUAACCAAGAGCCCCAAGAAGGUGGCCAAGAGCCCCAAGAAGGUGGUGAAAAAGGCCCCCGCAGCCAAGAAAGCCCCCGUGAAGAAAGCUGCUAAGCCCAAAGCCAAGAAAGCUGCACCCAAGAAGAAGUGAGCUCAUCCUGAAGAAAAAGAAGCAAAGCUUCUAUAAAAAGGCUCUUUUAAGAGCCACCAAUCCUUCCUCAAAGAGCAGUUUCCUUUACUUAGGUUAUUUACAGAAGACUUUGAGUUUAUAUUAUAUUUUACACUCAACCUAGGCUACACUGAUUCGUUGAGGGACAUCCAACAACAUAUACAGGAAUAGGACAGAUAAGCAAAAAUGAUUUAUUUCACCUCCAGUAGAACGUCGACGUGACAAACGGCAUUAAGUGAUCUUUUCAAGAACCCAUUAUAAA
This is a messenger RNA of Pungitius pungitius (ninespine stickleback), 1096 nucleotides long. Its product is annotated as histone H1-like. Gene Ontology annotation, molecular function: structural constituent of chromatin; double-stranded DNA binding; nucleosomal DNA binding. NCBI's taxonomy places the organism in Eukaryota, Metazoa, Chordata, Actinopteri, Perciformes, Gasterosteidae. Bases 184 to 816 code for a protein of 210 amino acids. Gene Ontology annotation, biological process: negative regulation of DNA recombination; nucleosome assembly; chromosome condensation. Gene Ontology annotation, cellular component: nucleus; nucleosome. The record is from RefSeq and is a predicted model, not a curated record. The transcript has a single exon.